GAGAUGGAGGGCAGAGAUGCAGGGACGGGAGGAGAGAGACAAACAGGAGGAGAGAGAUGGGGCAGAGACGCAGGAAAUGGGGAAGAGAGAGGCUGAGGAACAGAGACUUGGAGACAGGAGGAGAGAGAUGGGCAGAGAUGCAGGGAGAGGGGAGGAGAGAGACAUAGAGGCAGGAGAGAAAUGGGACAGAGAGGGAGGGCAGAGACCCAGGGAGGGAGGAGGAGAGAGCCUUAGAUGGUGAGGGGGACAGGUAGGGUUUAGGAGAUAGCUCAGCCUGCAGCACCCCAGACUUUCAGGCCUCAGAGGCCCCAAGUUCAGUCCCUGUCGCCACCAUAUACUAGACCCAAGACAAGCUCUGCUAUCUCACUAAAACUUAAAUUAAACUUAAGCUAGGGAUGUUGGGAAGCAGAGGCCCAGAAGGAAAGAGAAAUGGAGAGACAUAAAGAAAAGGGAGGAGAAGGAUCCGGGCUGAGCCCUGUCUCCACAUGCAGGCGGAGGUGCUUCAUGAGUGGCCGAGCAGAGCUCUGUCUGUCUCUUUUCCUCUUUCUUUCUCUCCUUUUCUCUCUCAAUUUCUGUCUUUAUCCAGACAAAAAAAAAAAAAAAAAGAGUCCAGGUGGGAGUGGGGACAGACUCUCAGGAGAUGAGAGAGGCUUGGAGUGGUAGUGCAGGGCUGUGGAGAGAGAGUCAGAGACCAGUAGUCUCAGGAAUGUACAUCGGGCAGUGGUGUGUGUGUUGGGAAGGGGGCUGCCUUCCUCCAAGCCCUUCCCCCCCCCCCAGAUUAUGAGGAGAGGGCCCACCUGCAUGACACCUUCUCUCAGAUGACUCACUCCCUGGAGGAGAUAGCCACGGCCCAGGGGUCCUUUGAGGUCGCCUUCCCUGAUGCUGUGGAGAAAGUGCAGAAGGUUAUUAUGCAGCUUAAAGAAGCCCCACCCUGCAUCCCUCCCUGCGGGCUCCAGGAGGCUUCUCGGCGCUUCCGCUGCCGUGGGUGCUACUCUGCUCUCUGUGACCUCCCGCUGGACUGUCCAGUGCAGGAUGUGACAGUGACUCGGGGUCACCAGGCUCUGUUCUCCUGCACCGUGGACUUUCCACUGCCCAAGGAAGAGAUCUCCUAUUCCUGGAAGUUUGCAGCAGGAGCUUCGGACCCAGGACCAGACGUACUUCCGAGACUUACCGCGCUCGAGCGGGUACCUGGCGCGCAUCCGGCCGGUGCAGCCCGAGCACCGGGGCACCUUCUCCUGCGUGAUCGCUCACGACCAGAGGCUGCUGGCGCGGCUCUACUUCUUCCUGAACGUGACCGGCCUGCCCCCGCGCAGGGAGACCAAGCUGCAGGGCGCCUUCCGGGACGUGCUGCGCUGGGCGCCGCGGGAGGCGGUGGAGAUGGAGCCCUGGAGGCCCAGCCUGGGCGAGCUGCUGGCCUCGCCCGGGGCCCUGACGCCCCGAAACCUGCUCCUGAUGGGCGCCCUGGGGGCCUUCGCAGCCGCCUGUGUCACCAUGCUGGUAUGGUCGUUUAUUCGAUGGUAUUGCAGCGGCUAAUGACAAAGGACUUCAGAUGCAACUAUCAACACAAGAUAAAUACAGCUCCAGGUCUCAGACUUGCCAGUUCAGCACCCUCCUCACAGCACCCCCUCCUGGUGAGCGUCCCUGUUUUCUUUUUUUUUUUUAUUUCUUUAUUGAGGAAUGAAUGCUUUACAUUUAAAUACAAUCGUUCGUACAUGCAUAACAUUUCCCCAUUUAAUAUAACAAUACAACCCCCACUAGGUCCUCUGUCAUCCUUUUUGGACCUGUAUUCUCCCCACCCACCCACCCCAGUGUCUUUUACUUUGAUGCGAUACGCCAAUUCCAAUACCACAGCCCCGCUCAGCUCCGGCUUGUGGUGGUGCAGAGGACUGAACCUGGGACUCUGGAGCCUCAAGGCAUGAGUCUCUCUGCAUAACCAUUAUGCUAUCAAACCCAC
Molecule: messenger RNA, 1954 nt
Organism: Erinaceus europaeus (western European hedgehog)
Lineage: Eukaryota; Metazoa; Chordata; Mammalia; Eulipotyphla; Erinaceidae
Gene: SPACA6
Product: sperm acrosome associated 6
Exons: 9
Coding region: 819-1919 (366 amino acids)
Biological process (GO): fusion of sperm to egg plasma membrane involved in single fertilization
Source: RefSeq, a predicted model, not a curated record